Molecule: messenger RNA, 1272 nt
Organism: Aspergillus nidulans FGSC A4
Lineage: Eukaryota; Fungi; Ascomycota; Eurotiomycetes; Eurotiales; Aspergillaceae
Exons: 2
Coding region: 1-1272 (423 amino acids)
Cellular component (GO): membrane
Molecular function (GO): N-acetylgalactosaminide beta-1,3-galactosyltransferase activity; glycosyltransferase activity
Source: RefSeq, a predicted model, not a curated record
AUGCGCAAGGAUUGGGCCUUCAGUGAUAAUUCUGGCGCCACCACGGACUGGCAGAUCAAGAACGUGACAAAUGCGCCUAAGUACGAUAAUAUGACAGCUUGCGCCCAUCUACCCGGUAUGGAUAAAGUCCUAGUCAUCUUGAAAACAGGCGCUACCGAAGCUUUGGACAAGAUCCCCGUGCAUUUAAGAACAACGCUGGAAUGCGUACAGCACUAUGUCAUCUUCUCAGACUUCGAGGAGUAUAUCUACGGAGUGCAUGUCCAGGAUGUUCUGCGCAGUGUUAGCGAAGGCAUGAAGCAAACGAACUCGGACUUUGGUAUCUACAAUCGUCUACGUGCAUCUGGGCGUGGUGGUCUCACUGCAGAUGACUGGCGGGACGAUGAGAACGGCCCCCUUGGGAAACAGGGAAACCCAGGAUGGAAACUUGAUAAGUGGAAAUUCGUGCCGAUGAUUGACGAAGCACUGCUUGCGAGCCCCUGGGCUCAUUGGUACGUCUUUCUCGAAGCAGAUACGUACAUAGUUUGGCGAAAUAUGGUCCGUUGGCUGUCACAACUGGACCAGAGGAAGGCAUUAUAUCUUGGGGCUCCCAUGCAAAUGGGAAGUCAGAUAUUUGCCUACGGUGGCGCAGGAAUAGUGCUCUCUAGAACUGCCAUGCGGUUAAUAUCUCAGUAUCGUGCCCAGAACUUCACGGUCGUUGAGCAGAUGACCGCGGAUGAUUGGGCUGGAGACCACGUGCUGGGCCGAAUCCUUGGUGACAUCGGUGUACCACUUAUCUGGUCAUGGCCUCUGCUGGUUCCAUCUAGCAUAUGGGAGUUUGAGUACUUUACCAAGGCUUAUGGUCGUCAGCCCUGGUGCUAUCCAGCCGUCUCAUUCCACCAUAUGUCUACGCAAGAUAUCUGGGAUAUGUGGUUGCUUGAGCAGCAGUGGUUCAAAUACCAGGUAGACGUGCCGUUGUUGCACAAGGAUAUAUUCAACUGGAAAUUAUACGAUGCGAUAAGCUCCAUGAAGGACGAUUGGGACAAUAUCUCCUCAGAUCAACAACCACGGAAUAUCAGUGAUUCACCAACUACCAGUGAAGAAUGUAAACAAAGAUGCUCUCUGAUCACAGACUGUCUUCAAUUUUCGUUCUCGCAUGAAGGGUGCCGGACCUCUAAAAAAGUUGUCGGGGGUGUUCCUCGGCCAGGAUUUCAUUCUGGCUGGGUGGCCACGCGAAUCAAGGCGCUCAUAAAAAAUGCAGGGAGAUGUUCAAAGGCACAGUACAUCACUGGAUAG